This is a messenger RNA of Aspergillus aculeatinus CBS 121060, 1082 nucleotides long. RefSeq lists its product as uncharacterized. Gene Ontology annotation, molecular function: A2-type glycerophospholipase activity. Bases 453 to 1082 code for a protein of 209 amino acids. The transcript is spliced from 7 exons. Gene Ontology annotation, cellular component: intracellular membrane-bounded organelle; cytosol. Lineage: Eukaryota; Fungi; Ascomycota; Eurotiomycetes; Eurotiales; Aspergillaceae. The record is from RefSeq and is a predicted model, not a curated record. Gene Ontology annotation, biological process: glycerophospholipid catabolic process.
CCCAACCUGCUACAAUCCUGACCCUGCACAUCUCAUGCAUCGACUAAUAUGAGCUCGGUUCUUAUCAUUCUUGUUGUUUUUUCAAUACACUUUUAGACGCCGCUAUCUAGCUACAAAGAACGAAUACCUGGGGCCAUGAGGUCUCUUUCCUUCCUCAUCGGCUUAGCCGUUGCUAUCCAAGCGUCUCGUGGGUCUGCCAUUCCUUGAACCAAAGAAUUGCUUUGUGAGGAAGUUCAUCUAACAAUUUGAAAAUUAGAUCCAGGCAUAGAUGUCACUAUGAACAGCCCGGAACCAGAAAUGCUCAUUCCUCGCGCGAUUCCUAAUGCCCCAACGGAUAUGCUCCAACCGAGGUCGAGUGCCCGAAUCCCCGGCCCAGUGUUCGCAAUGCCGCGACUCUGUCACCGAGCGAGCUCAAUUAGCCCAAGUUGCGCCGACAGAAGACACUCGCAGCCAUGAAGGACUUCUCCGGCCAUGUGCACGUGAAGGAUUUUGAUGCCGUAUCCUAUCUCGAACGGGUGGCCAGCCCACCCAACGUCGAUAUCGCCGUGUCCGGUGGAGGGUAUCGUGCGUUGAUGAACGGAGCCGGAGCCCUCAAGGCCUUUGAUAGCCGCACCUCGGCCACAUCCCUGUCGGGUCUGAGUGGUGGCGGGUGGCUGUUGGGCUCCCUCUACCUCAACAAUCUCACCUCCGUUUCGUCGCUGCAGACGGACAAUUUAAGGACUCCCUGGGAGUCUCUGAAUUCCAUGCUCGAAGGUCCCGACGAUGGAGGAGCACUUUUGUCCUAUGCCAGAAACAUGGCACAGAAUAGUGAUGCGGGCUAUCCGACCACCAUCACGGAAUUCUGGACACAGUCAGGAAGCCGACUGGCCGACCUGCGUCGGGUGCGCCGCGCUGCACCGCGCGCUGCUGCGCACCAAUACCUCCGUGCCCGAGGCUGUGGGGUCUGGUAUUGCCGGUGGUGCUUGCGGGGCUUCUGGGGCAGGUUGGGCUGUUUUGAUUUUUGGGGCUGGGAAGCUGAUGUAAAGGGCGAUAGACAGUGUUCUUAUUCGGAUGUCACUACACGGAAUCUCAAUGUUAUAUGA